AUGUACUUGACAAAGGGUGACGUGCACAUCGAGCAGUUCGCGUAUCAUUGUCCUGCCCAGGAGCUCAAUCACUUUUGCCAGCGCUAUUGCCAGCGGCCAGUGACCAAAGCGGACAUCUCUUACACGACGAACAAGUUUGGCAAUCAGUACCAAAGCAUCGUGAAGCUGGAUUGCAUCCAGGGCCAAGAAUAUGCGGGGCACCUGUGCCUGAAUCAGAAGGAAGCGGAAAAGUCUGCUGCCGAGCAGGCUGUGAUGGCCUUCCGCCCACAGAUGGAGAACUUGCCCCCUCCCGCCUCUAAGGAUCCAAAGAAGAAGAAGGAGAGGCCCAGGCUUUCGCCAGCUGAGCUUGCCGCGAAGAAGGCCAAGCAAGCUGAGGAGGGUGAAAACCCUGCUGUGACACCGAAGACGAAACUCAAUGCGCUGGUCAUGAAGAUUGCAAAGCGUUACCUGCAGAAGGGGGAAACCAUCUAUGAGACGAAGACAUAUGCAGGCGGCGGUCACCAGGCCACCGUCCAGCUGAAAGCGCUUCCGGGAGACUGGGGCAAUCGAGUGUGGGCUGGACAUGUGAGCUCCACCAAGCAGAAGGCAGAGCAGAGCGCCGCAGAGAUCGCUCUCAAACAGAUCAGCGAGGAUCCUGAAAUGGUGGCAGAAGCGGCGAAGCCAAAAGGGGCAGGGAAAGGCAAAGGCAAGGGCAAGGGCAAGGGCUUCGGCUUCAUGUGGGGCGGAUGGGAUUGGAACAUGAUGUGGGGCGCUCCAUCUGGGCCCAAUCUGCCACGUGAGAGGGUCACUACAGAGCCAGUGGUGGGUGAGGUGGUGGAUUGGAAGGACAGCUUCGGAUGGGUGAAGUCGUCUGCUACAAUUGAUCACCCGUCCGCCAAACAAAGAGAGGGCAAGAUCUACGUCAGCAAGAAGGAUGUCACCAGCGGAACCAUCACAAUGGGAUGCGGAGUGAGCUUCCAUGUGUACAAGGACACUCAAGGACUUGGCGCUGAAGAAGUGACGGUUGGCAGCCUUGUGGCGCAGCGGCUGUGCGGCAUGGGGAAGUUUCAGGUGAAUGCAGUUCUGCGCAACCGUGACAAAGCAUCAUGGGCAGAAGGCCUGGACAAAGUGUCUCUUUUUGAGGCAGACACUCGGGAUGCCUUUGCUUUGGAGGCAGCUCUUUGCAAUGCGAACGCAGUUAUUUGCACCACUGGCGUUCCGGCCUUCGGCUUUAGCGGUCAGUGGGACAAGGGCAACCACCCAGAAAGCGUUGACCAUUACGGGGUCAAAAAUGCAGUGCAUGCGUGGUGGUCAGUGCCCAAGCGCCGCUUCGUGCUUAUGUCUUCCAUAGGUGUUCGACGUCGGGACGGGUUUCCUUACAGCAUCUUGAAUGGUGGCGGCGUUCUCGAUGCCAAGGCCAGAGGAGAGGCAGCAAUAGCAGAUUUGGCGAGGCAGCGUGGGUUUGCUUUUGCAAUCGUGCGUCCUGGACAGCUCUUUGGCGGCCCAUAUGACAACAAUCGCUACUUGGGCACUCUCUUCCAGUUGGACAAAGAUCAGGACUCGUGUGCUGUGAAGCUGCAGCCCGGAGACGCUGCAGUGGGUGACACUUUGCGAAGCUCUUUAGCAGGAGUCCUCGUGAGAUGCUUGUUCUCAACCAACCCGGCUAUGGAAUUUUCAGUUGUGAAUGAAGAGGGGGUGCCACCCACAGAGGAGGAAAUCGAUUCAAUGCUGCGGUCAGCUGGGGUGGCUGACCUGGGACAGGAAGCGGAAGAGGCAGACGAGCAGAUGCAGAAGCGCUUGGACCUUGCAAAGGACACUUUCGGCCAAGCUGUGGGGAACAUGGUCAGUGGAAAGAUGUUCGACAAGUCUGAGUGA
This is a messenger RNA of Effrenium voratum, 1854 nucleotides long. The record is from the annotation of a GenBank genome assembly. Lineage: Eukaryota; Dinophyceae; Suessiales; Symbiodiniaceae.